This is a messenger RNA of Acyrthosiphon pisum (pea aphid), 1597 nucleotides long. RefSeq names its product cysteine protease ATG4B. Gene Ontology annotation, molecular function: cysteine-type endopeptidase activity; protein-phosphatidylethanolamide deconjugating activity. The transcript has 6 exons. The coding region runs from base 800 to 1558 and encodes 252 amino acids. Gene Ontology annotation, biological process: piecemeal microautophagy of the nucleus; C-terminal protein lipidation; mitophagy. Lineage: Eukaryota; Metazoa; Arthropoda; Insecta; Hemiptera; Aphididae. Gene Ontology annotation, cellular component: cytoplasm. The record is from RefSeq and is a predicted model, not a curated record.
GCUGCACUGUGCCGCGCUAACAACAGAUCGAGUGCGUUCUUAUCACUCAUUCACUGGCCAAAACCUAUUUUUACGAUUGCGAAAACAACAACAAUAAUAAAUAAUUGAGCGGUUUUUAAAAAUAUUAUAAUAUAAUAUCAUUCUGGUGUAUCCGUACCGAAUAUUGUAAUUAUCCCUGCGAACGGACGGUUUGCCAAAAUCAAAUAUAUAAAUAAAUAAUAAUAAUAAUAACAACGUCGUAUUCUUAUCGUUUCCACGAUCGUAUGCGUAUAUCACCCCUCCCGCCCGACCGACCUCGACGAAACCGUCGACGGUAGUCCGUACGAUAAUAAUAAUUGUCGUCGUCGUCAUUUUCGAAUCACUCUUCGGCGACUUUUGUCCUCGUCGUCCCGCAGAUGUGUUGGCGGUGCCUACGUACGUUUUAUUAGGACGCGACGCCCAGAAGGACGUUUGUCGUCGACUCGUCGUCGUCGUCGAUGUCCGAACGCGGAAGCCGUAUUUUAUCGCUACUCGUAGAUAGCAGACAAAGUUCGUUGUUCAUCGACCAAUUCGACCGAUAGGUACCUAAUAAAGCAUCGACAUUUAGUAGGUAUUAUGACUUGCGGGCCACCGCUCGGCGACCAUAGUUACCGACGGAUAUUCGGCUGGCCGUCGGUAUUCGUCGCCGCACCGGGCACACUAAAUAACAUAUCACACGUCGCAUGAAUAUCGCUUAUUGUUGUUAUUGUCAUUGCUAUAAUAUAUUAUUAUAAUUGCAAGGCGCGUAUUUGGACUUAAACGUUAUCAACUCAACACAUGUAUGGAUUGGAAGCAAAUAAUUCAAAAACAUAGUCGUAAGAUCUUGAAUAGAAUAAGUAUGGACUUGAUGUUAGAAGCUUAUUUGACACACGAAUCAAGUCUCAUGGAUUUAGAAGAUAUACCACAAACAGUUGAUCCUGUAUGGAUACUAGGAAAAAAAUAUAGUACAAUUAUUGAUUUACAACAAAUUCGGAAUGAUAUUCAAUCCAGAUUAUGGUUUACUUAUCGGAAAGGUUUUGUUCAAAUUGGCAAUACAAAUUUCACCUCAGACAGAGGUUGGGGAUGUAUGUUACGAUGCGGACAGAUGGUUAUUGGGCAAGCUCUAAUUUUUUUACAUCUUGGAAGAGAUUGGCGCUGGGACCCAGAUAAGAGGGAUAUAGAUUACUUAAAAAUUCUAAGAAUGUUUGAAGACAAGCGAUCUGCACCCUAUUCAAUUCAUCAAAUAGCUCUUAUGGGCGUAUCUCAUGGUAAGCAAGUUGGCGAGUGGUUUGGUCCAAACACAAUAGCUCAAGUGUUAAAAAAAUUAGCCACUAUGGAUGAAUUGAGCUCUCUUGUUUUUCAUGUAGCAUUAGACAACACACUAGUCAUUAAUGAAGUCAAAAAAUUAUGUACUGUGAUGGAACAAACUAACUCUAGUAAACAAAUUUGGAAACCUUUGGUACUAGUGAUUCCACUACGUUUAGGAAUAAGUGCAAUUAACCCUGCUUAUGUUCAAGGUGUUAAAGUGAGUAAUAGUACAUUUAUUAAACUAGUGAAUUAGACAACACAAAUGUUGCCCAAUGAAGAUAUUUUGUCGCCU